AUGUGCAAUGAGAUAAAGGAAAUCAGAGCUAUAGGUGUCCAGGACUACAGCGACUGGUUGAACCCGAAGGAAUUUGCAUACGUACCCCAACAGCUAAGACCUUAUGAUAUAGAUAUCCAAGUCAAAGCUUGUGGUAUUUGUGGUUCGGAUAUACAUGCUGCCAAUGGUGAUUGGGGUGAACCGUAUGCCCCACUUGCCGUUGGCCAUGAAAUUGUUGGUAUUGUCGUUAAUGCAGGUCCAAGUGCUAGAUUUAAGGUAGGUGAUAGAGUUGGAGUUGGUGCACAAUGUGAUUCUUGCCAUGAAUGCAAUAGAUGUAUAAAAGGCCACCAAAACAAUUGUCACAAUGUUGUUGGUACUUAUUUAAGUUCUUACCCUUCUGGUAAACCCACUCAAGGUGGAUAUGCUUCUCAUGUCAGGGUCAACUCCGAGUUUGCAUUCAAGAUUCCAGAAAAUUUAUCCUCUGUAGACGCCGCUCCACUUCUAUGUGGUGGUAUAACUGGAUUCAAACCCCUACUUUCUGCAGGUGUAAAACCAGGAAGCAAAGUAGGUGUAAAUGGAAUUGGAGGCAUUGGGCAUAUGUCUAUUUUAUUUGCAAAGGCAUUGGGCGCUGAGGUUACGGCCAUUUCUAGAAGCUACGCAAAAAGAGAUCUUGCUUUCAAAUUAGGUGCCGAUAAUUAUAUCUCGACCGACGAUAAGGAGUCAAUCAGGAAAAAUGUCGAUUCUUUGGAUCUAAUUGUUAAUACUGGCUCCUCCUUUUCAGAAGGUUCGAUUCAAGAAAUUCUAUCUUUAUUAACCGUUGGAGGCAACAUGACAUUCAUUACUGCUCCACCAAGCGACGAAAGACUGGUUCUAAAUUCAGCAGUAUUUCUUGCUAAUAAUAUUUCUAUUGGAGGCUCGACAAUUGGUUCACCAAAAGAAAUUGAGUACAUGUUGAAGGUUGCUUCCGAGAAUCAGAUUAAGCCAUGGAUUGAAACACUCGAUAUUUCAGAGGAAAACGUUCAGAGAGCUUGGAGAAGAAUGAUCGAGGGAGACGUGAGAUUUAGAUUUGUUUUAACCAAUUAUGACAACUAUUUUAAAGUAUAG
Messenger RNA from Pichia kudriavzevii, 1083 nucleotides. RefSeq lists its product as uncharacterized. Bases 1 to 1083 code for a protein of 360 amino acids. The record is from RefSeq and is a predicted model, not a curated record. Gene Ontology annotation, biological process: alcohol metabolic process. NCBI's taxonomy places the organism in Eukaryota, Fungi, Ascomycota, Pichiomycetes, Pichiales, Pichiaceae. The transcript has a single exon. Gene Ontology annotation, molecular function: zinc ion binding; alcohol dehydrogenase (NADP+) activity.